This is a messenger RNA of Bacillus rossius redtenbacheri, 1026 nucleotides long. It is a transcript of the gene Prdm13, whose product is annotated as zinc finger protein 846. The transcript has 5 exons. Gene Ontology annotation, cellular component: nucleus. Gene Ontology annotation, biological process: regulation of gene expression. The record is from RefSeq and is a predicted model, not a curated record. The coding region runs from base 1 to 1026 and encodes 341 amino acids. Lineage: Eukaryota; Metazoa; Arthropoda; Insecta; Phasmatodea; Bacillidae.
AUGCAGCCCGCGGCGCUGGCGGCAGAGGACCUGCCCCAGGGGGCGUGCUCCGACGAGUUCGACGCCGACGCUUUCCUGAGGCCGUCCCGGGACGCGCGGACCGUCACAGCGGCGACGACGACUACGGUGGAGGUGCGCAGCUCGGCCGGCAGGCUGCGCGCGCACCCCCCGGGCCGCGACUACGGCUGGGUGCGCGCGCUGCCCCUGGCGGACGACUGCCACAGCUGCAACGUGCUGCUGCACCCGGGGCCCCGCGGCCUGGUGCUGCUCGUGGUGCGGCCCGUGCGCCAGGGCGAGCCCUUGCUGCUGUGGCUGUCCGAGCCCUUGCUGGCCGUCUGCGCGGUGCCCUUCCUCUCGCCCUGCAACAUACAAGGAGAGAACCGCUACGUGUGCCACCGCUGCGGCCGCCUGUACGGGGUGCCGAACCCGCUCAAGAUCCACCUGGCGCUGUCCUGCGACCGCCUGGACAUGGGCAGCCUGUGGGCGCGGCUCAAGGACCUCCCCCUUGCUCCCCCCGCCCCGGAGCUCCGCCGACACCCGGGGCUGCUGCCCUCGGCCGGCGGGGGGUCGGCCUUCCGGCCCUACGGCAAGGGCUCGCCCGACGCGCGGGUCCCGCCCUCCCCGCUCGCCCUCGUGGCCGGGACCCGGGGGUCGCUGGCGGCCACCGUGGAGGCGUACCACCAGCAGGCCGCCGUCAUGGAGACUCUGGUCAGCAACCUGGGCCGCUCGCGCCAGGGCCACCUCUGCAUCUACUGCGGCAAGGUGUACUCCAGGAAGUACGGCCUCAAGAUACACAUACGGACGCACACGGGCUACAAGCCGCUCAGCUGCAAGGUGUGCCUGCGCCCUUUCGGCGACCCCAGCAACCUCAACAAGCAUGUGAGACUGCACACCGGCGGCGAGACGCCCUACAAGUGCGAGCAGUGCGGCAAGGUGCUGGUGCGGCGACGGGACCUGGACAGGCACCUCAGGUCCAGGCACUCGCCGACAGACCCCGCGGCGACGACGGGGCAGCAGCCGGCGUAG